GUCCCGGUAGCCUCGGAUCUGCGGCGGUGAUGGAUGAGCCGUGGUGGGAAGGGCGCGUCGCCUCGGACGUCCACUGCACCCUACGCGAAAAGGAACUGAAGCUGCCUACCUUCCGCGCCCACUCCCCGCUCCUGAAGAGCCGUCGGUUCUUUGUAGACAUUCUGACCCUGCUGAGCAAACACUGCCAUCUGUGCCCCUCAGCCCGGCACCUGGCCAUCUACCUGCUGGACCACUUCAUGGACCAAUACAAUAUCACCACCUCCAAGCAGCUGUAUACUGUGGCUGUUUCCUGCCUCCUGCUGGCAAGUAAGUUUGAGGACAGAGAAGACCGUGUGCCCAAAUUGGAGCAGAUAAACAGUACGAGGAUCCUGAGCAGCCAAAACUUUUCCCUCACCAAGAAGGAGCUGCUGGCCACAGAACUUCUGCUCCUGGAGGCUUUCAGCUGGGACCUCUGCCUGCCCACACCUGCCCACUUUCUGGACUACUACCUCUUGGCCUCCAUCAGCCAGAAGGACCACCACUGCCACACCUGGCCCACCACCUGCCUCCGAAAGACCAAAGAGUGCCUGAAGGAGUAUGCCCACUACUUCCUGGAAGUUACCCUGCAAGAUCAUAUCUUUUACAAAUUCCAGCCUUCUGUGGUCGCUGCAGCCUGUGUUGGGGCCUCCAGGAUCUGCCUUCAGCUUUCUCCCUACUGGACCAGAGACUUGCAGAGGGUCUCGAGCUACUCCCUGGAGCAUCUCAGCACAUGUAUCGAAAUCCUGCUGGUAGCAUAUGACAAUGUCCUCAAGGAUGCAGUUACAGUCAAGAGCCAGGCAUUGGCCAUGGUGCCUGGCACAUCACCAGCUCCCACCCAAGUGCUGUUCCAGCCGCCCGCCUACCCUGCGCUCAGCCAACCACCGCCAACACUAGCCCAGUUCCAGAGUCCAGCACAGGACUUGUGCUUGGCUUAUCGGGACUCAUUACAGGCCCAUCGCUCAGGAACCCUGCUCUCAGGAGACACUGGUCCAUCCCUCCACACCCCAUACCCAACCCUCCAACCCUUGGAUAUGUGUCCUGUGCCCGUCCCUGCAUCCCUUAGCAUGCAGAUGGCCAUUGCAGCUGAACCCAGGCACUGUCUUACAGCCACCUACGGAAGCAGCUACUUCAGCGGGAGCCAUAUGUUCCCCACAGGUUGUUUUGACAGCUAGGUCACAUUUGGACCACAUGGAGAACCCUGGAAGACCCAGACUGAAGAAGUGAGCACCUAAGAGGGAGAGUUCAGCCAGGUGAGGCAGAGAACCUAGUACCCUUCAGUAGUGAGGGUCUGUGUGCUUUAAACAAACAAACAACCCAGAGCCAACAUCCAGGGACAUACCUCACCCAACAGCAUCUCUCUGGAAACCUCUUCCACGAGUGCCUGGAGGACAAAGAAGUGACUGUGGCCAUUCACUCCCUUGAGUUGGGGGAUCCAGUGGAGCACAUCAGACCUGAUGAGAGGCUUGGACAUUGAGGACUGCAUAGAGAUCAGUAGCACAUCUGGACUUUUCAAAGACUACUUUUCACAGCUAUGUCACUGAAAAAGAAGAGGCAGUUGGGCGGUGGAGGCACAUGCCUUUCAUCCAGGCACUCGGGAAGCAGAGGCAGGCAGAUCUUUGUGAGUUCGAGGCCAGCCUGCUCUACAGAGCAAGUUCCAAGACAGCCAGGGUUACACAGAGAAACCCUGUCUGGAAAAACAAACAAACAAAAGGAAAGAA
Molecule: messenger RNA, 1736 nt
Organism: Peromyscus eremicus (cactus mouse)
Lineage: Eukaryota; Metazoa; Chordata; Mammalia; Rodentia; Cricetidae
Gene: Ccnjl
Product: cyclin J like
Exons: 5
Coding region: 30-1190 (386 amino acids)
Biological process (GO): mitotic cell cycle phase transition; regulation of cyclin-dependent protein serine/threonine kinase activity
Cellular component (GO): cytoplasm; cyclin-dependent protein kinase holoenzyme complex; nucleus
Molecular function (GO): cyclin-dependent protein serine/threonine kinase regulator activity
Source: RefSeq, a predicted model, not a curated record